GGCGUUGACCAGAACUUCGAACACUUCCGGGCACACACUCUUCAAUGUCCAGGAUCGCGCGCACCGUAACAGAGUGUACGGUAUAGAGCUCGACUCGAGGUCGAAGCUGCGGAUACUGUGCUGAGCGAAAAGACGAAACGAUGCCUGGCGACUUUGGGCUCUCGGCUCAAGGAUGUUCACACCUUGCGGACCUCGAUGGCGAGGAGGAGAAGGAGAUUAUGUUGAAGCGGUACAAAACGGUUAUCUCGUGGCACAUGUGUCGGAGGCAUGAGGCGGUGCAUCCAGCGAAGAGGCGAAAGCUUUCAUCUCCGUCUUGCGAACGAUGCCAGAUCACUCUGUCCAGACCGUUUGUCUGUUUGCAAUGUUUUCACACUGCAUGCUGGCGAGAGUCGCACAUACACGAUCACUUCCGAGAAGUCGGCCAUAGCUUCUGUGCGGACUCCAAGUCGGGAGCCAUAUAUUGUUUAGACUGUGAUGACUUCGUUUACGAUCCAACCUUCACGAGUGUCCUCUCCUCCACGUCGGUUACCGCCAGCGAGCGGUUGAUGUCGGGAAAUUUAGCUAAAAGUCGGAAGGAGCCAUAUAAACCAUGGAUACCUGAUAGCAAGGACAAUGCAGCCCUGGAAGGUGCAGUAGCACUCCCUUGUCAAGGGCGUCGAGGACUCCUUAAUCUCGGCCAAACAUGUUUCUUGAAUGCAAUAUUACAGUCGUUCCUUGCGAACCCCCUGUUGCGCAACUUCUUCCUGAGCGACAAGCACAAUGAGAAGCUCUGUAGCACCAAGGAUUGUACGUCCUGCGAGAUGGAUAGGCUCUUUACCGAGGUCUAUUCCGGCAAAGGCGGCCCCCUCGGGCCCAUAAGCUUUUUGGCCACAACCUGGAAAGCUUCGCCCACCGAGCUUUCCGGCUACGCGCAGCAAGAUGCACACGAGUUCUUCAUCUCGGCGCUGAAUCAGAUCCACGCGACGUCCAAGGGCAAGACCGCCGCGUCGUGCAUCUGCAUCGUGCACACGACGUUCGACGGCCUGCUGCAGAGCGACGUCCGGUGCGAGCGCUGCGGGAACGUGACGUCGACGACGGACCCGAUGUUCGACAUCAGUCUCGAGAUCGAGGCUAAGGGGUCCGCCAUCGCGCAGGACAUCACUCUCGCGUCGUGUCUGAGGCAGUACACGCUACCCGAGAAGCUCGCCUUGAACGAUUAUACAUGCGGAAAAUGCUCAAAGGCGUCGCAUGUACGUGCGAGCAAACGCUUGAGCAUCCGCAAACUCCCACCUGUGCUCAGCUUCCAGUUCAAGCGCUUCGAGCAUCCAACCGCGGACAAGUCGACGGCGCGGAAGAUUGAGUCGCCGGUCCGCUUUCCCGCAAGCCUCAACAUGGCAGAGUUUACUACCCAUGCUAUGAAGUCGAGCGCGCCCGGAUCGAAGGCGAAGAGCACCCCUGAUAUCUCAAACCCCGGACCAGAUUCUCUUUACGAGUACGACCUCUUCUCGGUGGUAUGUCAUGAAGGUUCGAUCGACAACGGGCACUACACAUGCUACACGCGCCAUCAGGACGAGUGGUACCGAUACGAUGACGACAAAGUGACGCACUCCACACUUGGCGCAUGCCUCAACUCACAGGUGUACAUGUGCUUCUAUGUGAAGCGGCACCUUGACUACAAGCCGUGGUCGACACCGUCUUACGUCAAGACGCGCGAAAAGGAGGCCGUGAAAGAGAAGGAGCGCGAGCGCGAGAAAGAGGCCGCCGCACGGAUGAAGGAGAGGGAGUUCGAGGAUGAGCUGCUGGCAGCGAUAUGA
Molecule: messenger RNA, 1793 nt
Organism: Phanerochaete carnosa HHB-10118-sp
Lineage: Eukaryota; Fungi; Basidiomycota; Agaricomycetes; Polyporales; Phanerochaetaceae
Exons: 11
Coding region: 141-1793 (550 amino acids)
Cellular component (GO): cytosol; nucleus
Molecular function (GO): cysteine-type deubiquitinase activity; cysteine-type endopeptidase activity; zinc ion binding
Source: RefSeq, a predicted model, not a curated record